AUGAAGGACAAAGAAAGACAUCUAGCUCGGUUUCUUGACAUCUUCAAGAAAUUGGAGAUUACUAUGCCCUUCGGAGAGGCUUUACAGCAGAUGUUGCUCUACUCUAAAUUCUUGAAGGACAUGCUAACUUGGAAGAGCAAGUAUAUACAUAGUGACACCAUUGUUGUGGAAGGAAAUUUUAGCGCAAUGAUUCAAUGCAUCCUUCUACCCAAGCACAAGGAUCCCAGAAGUGUCACCAUUCCUUGCUCUAUCGGUGUAGUUUCUGUUGGUAAGGCUCUUAUUGAUUUAGGAGCCAGCAUUAAUUUAAUGUCGCUCUCUAUGUGCUGGAGGAUAGGAGAGCUGGAAAUAAUGCUAAGAAGAAUGAUGCUGCAGUUAGCAGACUGCUCCAUCACCAGGUCGUAUGGAGUUAUAAAGGAUGUUUUGGUCCGAGUUAAGAACUUCACUUUCCUAGCUGAUUUUGUUGUCAUGGACAUUGAAUAA
This is a messenger RNA of Glycine soja, 480 nucleotides long. RefSeq lists its product as uncharacterized. Bases 1 to 480 code for a protein of 159 amino acids. NCBI's taxonomy places the organism in Eukaryota, Viridiplantae, Streptophyta, Magnoliopsida, Fabales, Fabaceae. The transcript has a single exon. The record is from RefSeq and is a predicted model, not a curated record.